Molecule: messenger RNA, 3044 nt
Organism: Daphnia pulicaria
Lineage: Eukaryota; Metazoa; Arthropoda; Branchiopoda; Diplostraca; Daphniidae
Product: probable 2-oxoglutarate dehydrogenase E1 component DHKTD1, mitochondrial
Exons: 16
Coding region: 71-2869 (932 amino acids)
Biological process (GO): tricarboxylic acid cycle
Molecular function (GO): oxoglutarate dehydrogenase (succinyl-transferring) activity; thiamine pyrophosphate binding
Source: RefSeq, a predicted model, not a curated record
UGAAUUCCAUGUUUAGCAGACAGAACAAAUCCAUAAACAAACACGUAAAUCACGGUCCGAUUGAAAAAUAAUGUCGAAUUUAAUUAGUUAUAAGCGAUUGAUUGAUCUUAAAUAUUUUCAACACUUAUUUUCCCCUAUAUCUUCUUUUCGAGAUUAUCAUAGUAAGCAGGGAGUUUUUGGUUUUAAACCCAAAAUUCAUAGUCAUCCAUCCAACAAUGCUGUAUUUGAUGAAAACUCUACAUUUGUUUCUCGAAAUCAGAAUCCUAACCUUUUAAGAUUAGUUGAAGCAUACCGCAGACAUGGUCAUUUAAAAGCAGCCAUUGAUCCACUUAAUUUGCAUGAAGCACAAAAUGUACCUGAACUGUGCCCAUCAUUCUAUGGAUUAUCUGAUGUUGAUCACAAUCUUAAUGGGUUCCUAAAUGGCUGGAAAACCAAUGCUUCAACUUCUGAUGUUGUGGAUCAGUUGGAAAAAUUGUAUUGUAGUUCAACAGGAAUUGAAUUUAUGCAUGUAGAGUCCAUUGAAGAAAGAGAGUGGCUAGUCAAUGAAUAUGAAGCUAUAAAUUCCCAAGAAGUUGACUCUGUAACCAAGAAGGAAAUUGCAGAAGCAAUGAUACUUUCUCAAAAUUUCGAUAACUUUGUUGGAGCUAAAUUCCCAACAGUGAAACGUUAUGGUGGUGAAGGCGCGGAGAGCUGUAUACCUUUUUACAGGGAAAUUUUCAAAUUGGCGGCAUCUUUCGAUGCACAUCAUGUGUUUAUGUGUAUGGCUCAUCGCGGACGAUUAAAUCUGCUAACGGGAAUGUUAAAUUGCCCAUACGAACUCAUGUUUAGCAAAAUGAAAGGCCGAAACGAACUUCCAGCUGGAACUAAGGGAAUCGGAGAUGUGUUGUCUCACUUAACAAGUGUCACCAAAUUAAAUUUUGAUGGGAAAACUGUAUCUGUAACCAUGCUUCCAAAUCCAUCUCAUUUAGAGGCUGCGAAUCCUUUUACCGCUGGAAGAGUUCGCGCUGAACAACAAAAAAUUCAAGAGGGUGACUAUGGUACUGGAAAUAUGGGUGAUCGUGUGGUUUGCCUGCAGGUACAUGGAGAUGCUGCCGUUUCAGGUCAAGGAGUUGUGCAAGAAACACUCGCAUUUAGUCAAGUUCCACAUUUCAAUGUCGGAGGCUCUUUACACUUAAUUGUCAACAAUCAAGUUGGAUACACCACACCUGCCGAUCGUGGUCGUUCAUCUCGUUAUUGCAGUGAUGUCGCUAAAUCUAUCGGAGUGCCGGUUAUUCAUGUAAAUGGAGGUGAUCCCGAAGCAGUUGUACGUGCCGCUCGAUUGGCAUGGAAUUAUAGGAAAACUUUCCAACGCGAUAUUUUCGUUGAUGUGCUAUGCUAUAGAAGAUGGGGUCACAAUGAAAUGGACGAGCCAACGUUCACGAACCCUGUCAUGUAUUCAGCCAUUCAUUCUCGCAGCUGCUCUAUCCCCGAAGCCUACUGUCAAAAACUCGUUGAGGAAGGAGUCAUGGAUCAAGAAGCUAACCAAAACUUGUUAACCAAUCACUCGAACCAAAUGAGUUUCGCCUUCAAAGAAGCCGAUUCAUACUACCCCUCAGCAACACCGACCUAUAGCCAAGUGGGAGAAGAACAGUCGAAAUCACUCAAGCAGACGGCAACUGGAGACGUGACGUCCUGGGACACUGGUGUAAAUCUCGAUGUUUUACGAUGGGUGGGGGCUAGAUCUGUUCACAUACCUAGUAAUUUUUCGCUCCAUCCGACCUUGAAGAGAGGUCACGUAGACGCCCGUCUCAACAAACUUUUGGCUGGAACUAACUUGGACUGGUCAACUGCUGAAUCCUUGGCGAUUGCUUCUCUGCUUUAUCAAGGAUACGACUGUCGAAUUAGUGGGCAGGAUGUUGGCCGUGGAACGUUCUCUCAGCGUCAUUGCAUGCUAGUAGACCAAAAAUCGAACGAAAUUUAUAUUCCUAUGAACGACCUUAGUACAGAUGGUACUCAGGGUCAUCUGGAGGUUGCAAACAGCAUUUUAUCGGAAGAAGCCGUAUUGGCAUUCGAAUAUGGUAAUAGCAUUGGUCGUCCGGACGCCUUGUGCAUUUGGGAGGCUCAGUUCGGAGAUUUUUUCAAUGGAGCUCAAAUUAUCAUCGAUACGUUUGUGACAUCUGGAGAAACUAAAUGGCAGCUCCAAAGUGGACUAGUGAUGAUAUUGCCCCAUGGGUUUGAUGGUGCUGGACCUGAGCAUUCUACAUGUAGAAUCGAACGUUUUUUGCAACUGACAGAUAGUCGAGAAGAUGUUGCUGACUGUGACGACAUCAAUAUGCAGGUAGUUAAUCCUACGACACCUGCCCAAAUGUUUCACUUACUUCGCCGACAACUUAUUCGUCCGUAUCGCAAACCGCUCAUCGUCGCUGGCCCAAAACUACUUCUCCGUUUCCCAGCAGCCGUUUCAUCCUUGCAAGAUCUAGCUCCUGGUACUUCAUUUAAAUCGGUCUUAGAUGACAAUUUGGAAUCUCCUGCCAAUGUCCGACGAGUAAUCUUCGUCAGUGGCAAACAUUACUACGCACUGAAUCAGCAACGCCAAGAAAAAGGGGUGAAAGACGUGGCUAUCAUUCGUUUGGAAGAACUGUGUCCCUUUCCGGCUCUUGAGGUCCAGAAACUAGUAACCAAAUAUUCAAACGCUAAAGAAUUUAUCUGGAGUCAAGAGGAGCCCCGUAAUGGAGGAGCUUGGAAUUUUGUUGAGCCCCGUUUCCGUAACGUAGUGGGUAUCAAUUUACGCUACUCCGGUCGUCCAGUAUUGGCAGCUCCUGCUGUCGGGGUUUCAGCCAUUCACAAAGUCGAAGCUGCCAAUUUAAUGAAAGAUAUUUUUUCUAGUUAAACCUGUUUUGCAUUCUCAAAGUGCAUUAUUGCUACGCUUUUUCUUUUUUAACUAAUUAUGUAAGCUUACAGUUGGUGCUUGAUAUUUUAAAAAUUUAUUUUGCGGAAGUUAACUACAUACAAUGAUAUUAAGGGGAUUAGGAAAAUAAAUAAACGUUAAUUGCUCAAUUCCAAAA